Molecule: messenger RNA, 533 nt
Organism: Drosophila willistoni
Lineage: Eukaryota; Metazoa; Arthropoda; Insecta; Diptera; Drosophilidae
Exons: 1
Coding region: 75-386 (103 amino acids)
Source: RefSeq, a predicted model, not a curated record
AACAACGCGUCGAGCUCUGAAGAAGGUUAGAGCAAAGCACAGAGGUAGAGGAAUCGCUUGUAUUCGGUUUAGUCAUGCGACCCUACUAUGAAGAUCCAUGUGGCUGUCCUCCUCGUCAUCACCAUGGUCGUCCAAAUAUCGAGAUUGAUGUUCUCCCCAGUUGGGGUGGCUCAUAUUAUCCGCCGCCGCCUCCUCGGUCCGAGGUCGUCGUCGUAACGCCAGCAGCCACCUAUAUGCCCGGACAACAGAUGGUAUAUCAACAGCCUCAGCCAUAUGGCCAGAUGAGUGGCAUGUCCAUGGGCUCUGCCGGCUACUAUCAACAACAACAGGGCUAUCAGUAUCAAUAUCAAUAUCAAUACAACAAUCCACCAUAUCCUCAAUGGUAGGAACUCCUUAAGUGGUUGGAAGUGCUCGACAGACAUACAACACAACAAAAAAACAAAAACAACUUUUGUAUAAUGAUAAUUUAAAAUCAAUCACAACUCGACCAAGAAAUCAUAAUGUUUUAAUAAAUAAAUAUUCUAAUCUAUAAA